CUGGGGGGAAAACAGUCCAGGGAUCUUAGUGCAUGAUCCAAGUGACUGUUUACCUCUUCGUCGCGACCAGUUGACGGCAAUAAACGAGAGAAACGUGACGAGCAGACGGCAGUGAAAACGCGGCUCGACCCGUUUGUCAUUAACUUUAAAUAACCCAAAGUAUUCCUGUAAUGCUUUUAAACAUGAAAUGAAAGGUAGCAUUAUUUGAGCUAUACCUCGUGGUGUGUCAAAAUUAUUGUAUUAUGGGAGGCAGCAGAAAAGAACGAAAAGAAGAAAGAAAAGUCAAGCGAGCACGGGUGGAAGAAGAUUAUUAUGAAGUGGAGGAUGAUGACGAUAUUGUUGAUUCAGGAGAAGUCACCAAAGAGGUGCCAUUAGCAGCACUUCAGAACUGUGAGAAAGGAGAUGAAGUGGCCAAAACAGAUGAGUUUGGAGCACAAGAUUACAGGAAAAUCUUGGAGUUAAAAUUGGACCAUGGUUCAAGACCUCUGUGGGUUGCACCCAAUGGCCACAUUUUUUUGGAAUCUUUUUCUCCAGUCUACAAGCAUGCUCAUGACUUUCUGAUUGCCAUUGCUGAGCCUGUUUGCCGACCAGAACAUAUUCAUGAGUAUAAGCUGACAGCAUACUCCUUAUAUGCUGCUGUAUCUGUGGGACUUCAGACCAAUGAUAUCAUUGAAUACUUGAGACGGCUGAGCAAGACUUCACUCCAUGAAGGCAUAAUUGAGUUUAUAAAGCUUUGUACUCUUAGCUAUGGAAAAGUGAAGCUGGUACUGAAACAUAACCGCUAUUUUGUGGAGAGUCAAUUUCCAGAAGUGCUGCAGAAACUUCUUAAAGAUCCAGCUAUCAUGUCCAGUCGCAAGCGCCAGGAAGAUGAGGAAGCUGGCGAUAGCUUUAUACCUGGAGAGCUGUCAAGUAAAUCAGCUUUACAGCUGAAGAAGACAACAAAUACAAAGGUGGAGGACCCACAGCCAGGCACAUCAGCAGAUAUUCAGCAGACAGAUGGAGACAAAAAGGAAGAAGUUCCCGAUGACAUUUUCAUGUUUUAUGAAAAGAUGGAUCAGGAGGAGGAAGAGGAGGAGGAGGGCCAACUAAAGACAGUAUCAUUUGAGAUCAAGCAGGAGAACGUGGAAGAUGUUCAGAAAAAAUGCAUUGAACUUGAGUACCCACUUCUGGCAGAGUAUGACUUUAGGAAUGACACUGUCAAUCCAGAUAUUAACAUUGAUUUGAAGCCAUCCACAGUGUUAAGGCCUUACCAGGAGAAGAGUUUGAGGAAAAUGUUUGGCAAUGGGAGAGCUAGGUCUGGUGUCAUUGUACUUCCCUGUGGAGCUGGCAAGACUUUAGUGGGUGUUACAGCAGCCUGUACUGUUCGCAAGAGAUGCCUGUGUCUGGCCACCUCAGGUGUUGCUGUGGAACAGUGGCGCUCUCAGUUCAAAAUGUGGUCUACAAUUGAUGACAGUCUCAUUUGCCGCUUUACAUCAGAUGCCAAAGACAAGCCAAUGGGUUGUGCUGUGUGCAUCAGCACAUACUCAAUGCUGGCGCAUACCACUAAACGCUCCUAUGAAGCAGAGAAGAUGAUGGAGUGGCUACAGAACCAGGAAUGGGGGCUGAUGGUGCUAGAUGAGGUACAGACGAUCCCUGCUAAAAUGUUUCGACGAGUGUUAACUAUUGUAAAUGCUCACUGCAAGCUGGGGCUGACUGCUACACUAGUGCGAGAAGAUGACAAAAUUGCAGAUCUGAACUUCCUAAUUGGCCCCAAGCUAUAUGAGGCCAACUGGAUGGAGCUUCAGAACUUGGGUUUUAUUGCACGUGUUCAGUGUGCAGAGGUAUGGUGCCCAAUGACCCCAGAAUUCUACAGAGAGUAUUUGAGUACAAAGUCACAAAAAAAAUUGUUGCUGUAUGGCAUGAACCCAAACAAGUUCCGAGCAUGCCAGUUCCUGAUUCGCUAUCACGAGAGGAGAAAUGAUAAAAUUAUUGUUUUCUCAGACAAUGUCUUUGCCCUUCAACAUUAUGCUGUCACGCUAAACAAACCCUACCUGUAUGGUCCUACUAGUCAGGGAGAGCGGCUUCAGAUCCUACAGAACUUUCAGCAUAAUCCUAAGGUCAACACAAUCUUUGUCUCCAAGGUGGCUGACACAUCAUUUGAUUUGCCAGAAGCCAAUGUGCUUAUCCAAAUAUCAGCUCAUGGUGGGUCUCGUCGGCAGGAGGCCCAGCGCCUGGGUAGAAUUCUGCGAGCCAAGAAAGGCUCAGCAGCUGAAGAAUACAAUGCCUACUUCUAUUCACUGGUAUCACAAGACACAAUGGAGAUGGCCUACUCACUGAAGCGUCAGCGAUUUCUGGUCAACCAGGGCUACAGCUACAAGGUCAUCACAAGGCUAGAUGGCUUAGAUGAGGAGGACCUGCUGUACCGAACCAAGGAGGAACAAAUGCAGCUUCUGCAGAAGGUCCUUGCUGCCACUGAUAAAGAUGCAGAGGAGGAAAGGGUGAUUGGCGAGGGUGGCCGAGUCAUAGUGCAGCGGAAAGUGGGAAAUAUGAGUUCUAUGUCGGGGGCUGAUGACACUAUCUAUAUGGAAUACAACAAGAGAAAGGCUGUCCAUCCACUCUUCAAGAAGUUCAAGAAGCAUUGAGUUUGCUACCUUAUAGAUGUUCAGAUCUUCAGCAUGUGUGUGUGUAUAUAUGAGUGGGAAUGUGUAUGGAAGUGUUCAUAUAAACUGACAUUCAUGUAUGUAUGAGGAUGUGUACAAUGCGUAAGUUCAUGUAUCAGUAUUGACUUUGAUAUAUUUUUAUGAGUUAUUGGGUUCAUUGCUUUACAUGCUUGGUGAAUGUUACAUAAUGCAAAACAAUAAACAUCUUCAGGAAGA
Messenger RNA from Pomacea canaliculata, 2855 nucleotides. Its product is annotated as general transcription and DNA repair factor IIH helicase subunit XPB-like. The record is from RefSeq and is a predicted model, not a curated record. Lineage: Eukaryota; Metazoa; Mollusca; Gastropoda; Architaenioglossa; Ampullariidae. Gene Ontology annotation, molecular function: ATP binding; hydrolase activity; DNA binding. Gene Ontology annotation, cellular component: nucleotide-excision repair factor 3 complex; transcription factor TFIIH holo complex; transcription preinitiation complex. Gene Ontology annotation, biological process: nucleotide-excision repair; transcription initiation at RNA polymerase II promoter.